Molecule: messenger RNA, 4710 nt
Organism: Lodderomyces parapsilosis
Lineage: Eukaryota; Fungi; Ascomycota; Pichiomycetes; Serinales; Debaryomycetaceae
Gene: MON2
Product: Mon2p
Exons: 1
Coding region: 1-4710 (1569 amino acids)
Source: RefSeq, a predicted model, not a curated record
AUGAACAACGUCCAUCUGCUUCAAACAGAUCUCGCCCAUUUGAGCUCCGAAGCAAAGAAGAGGUAUCCGGAUGUGCGGCAAAUUGUCGACUCAGUCAUCAAAACCUUGAAAUCGUUGACCCCAACAACUGCCCUAAAGGAUGUAACUGACGAUAGUUUGAAACUACAAACAGUAAAUGCAUUGAUACUAGCAUGUGACUCGGGAAACCUCAAGCUUAACAAUUCUUCAAUUCCCAUCAUUCAAAAGCUAAUUCUGGUCCAUUUCAUUCCUAAGGAGAAACUCAAAGAUGUGUUGAAGACAUUUUCCGAGGCUUCACAUUUGGCAGAGGGAGUUCAAGUUAGAAUUCUUCAAUGUCUUCAGCAAUUAACACAGGAGUACAAAACCAAAAUUACAGGGGAUGUCCUCUUGAGCAUGAUUAGCCUUUGUUCAGGAUUGACAAGUACGAACAAGUCGUCCACUGUUCUGGGAGUGGCUUCGGCCACUUUGGAGCAAGUGUUUUCAAAUGUUUUCGACAAUAUUAGCAUAACCCCUUCCCCUGGGGACAAAGGGAUUGACAUUGAGAAUGAAGAGGUGGUAAAAGUGGACGAUGCUUCAUACGAGGGAUAUUGCGUCUUUGAAGAUUUGAAUCGGAUUACGACAAACAAGAAGCCCAAAUUUUUGAAAAGUGGUAUAGCCAUAAGAAGCCAAUCAGCUCUCGAUAUAAUUGAAAACGUAAUCCUUCAUCAUACCAAAUUGUUUCAGCAACAUAAAGAGUUGGCGUACUUGUUGCGAGCUCAAACUGCUCCUUCUUUGUUAAAGAUAUUGAAUUCACCAUCGAGAAGCUAUCAAUUGACCCAAAGGGCUAUACGGGUGAUUCAAGUCUUGCUUACCACACAAAUUGAAAGCUUGGAGAUUGAAGUUGAGCUAAUCUUGUCGUACUUGAACCACGCUUUGCUUGAAAGUCAGCACGAUGGUUCUGUUCCUUAUUGGGAAAAGAUAUUGAUUCUUGAAAUGUUGAAGAAUGUGUUUGCCAAAUUCAACGUCAUCAAAGUGAUUUAUGAAAAGUACGACCACGACGAACUGAAGAAGGAUGUAUUGAAGGAAUUGUUCAACGUACUCAAUACCUAUCUACAAAAUGAUGUUCAGUUUGCAAAUGACACAUUGAAAUUUGGUGUGCCGGAUUCAAACAAUGUGCACACGUCUGUGAUUGAUGCUACAGAUGCGGUAUCUUUGUCACGGGAAAACUACAAGAUUCUGUUGCUCGAUCAUUUAGAUAAAACUGAACCUCAAGCAAACAUCCCUGAAUCUUAUUCCACCUAUCUUAUUUUUGAGAUUCUUGUUUAUUAUUGUAAUGGAGUAUCUGAUUUUGUUGCAACAAUGCUGGAAAUUACUGUUGAUGAGCAAAAUUUGGAAAAGAAUGUUGAUUUCACCAAUGCAAUUUUAACGUCAACUGCAGCGGAAGUUAUCCUUUUGCUUGACAAGUUUAUUCAUUCUGCCUUGGAUGAUGCUUUGUUUCGAGAUUUGUUGUCUUCGUUUCAAAAGUUUACCCAUUCCGUUGGAUUGUUGGGCUUGGACUCCAUCAGAGAUGAUCUACUUUUGAGGCUUUCAAAAGCAAUUACAGCUAGCCUCAUUACUCUAGGACCCAAUAAAGAAGAAGGAGAAACUUCUUCAAUACAUGAAGAUCCAAAAAAGCAUUCACUCGCAAUUGGGGAGUCGAUGGUGGAGUCUGUUACAUCCAGCCGCGUGUUUUUCAAAGGAGACGGUGAUGUGAAUAGCAGUACGUCGCUGGUGAAUCUGAUCAACUCUAGACAUUUCAAUUCUCGACAUGUGCUUUGUUUGAAGACGUUGAUAAAGUUGGCUAUUUCAUUGGGUACGACGCUUGCACAAUCGUGGUCCAUUAUUUGGAUAUCAUUGCAAUGGUGUGCCUACUUUCUCCAAGGUCCCGAUGAAUUCAGUAAUUUUUCAAGAUCAAAACAAAAUCAGGACUUGGCUAGUGUGCGACAACCACAUAUAACCGACGCUGAUAUGCGUAGUAUCCAAGCUUCACUUCAAUCGCUUUUUGAUGCAAUGAGUGGUUAUGAUGCAAAUGCGCUUAUACUGCUGUUUUCAUGUUUAGCGGAGUUGAAUGAUGUUGCAUUUUUAGACGAUGCGGGUAAGACUGUCAAUUUUGAUUUAGUGGAAUCUCCUUACAACAAAGCUUAUUAUUUGCAAAAAAUCUUUCAAAUUUGUCAACUUGUGCCGGCAAAAAUUUUGAUUCAAGAUACGAGUGUUUGGGACUUGGUCAUUUCUUAUAUCACUAAAUUUGGUUCAAGAAGAAAUUUGCAUUCCAAUUUACGUUUGUACAUUGCCGAGUCAUUUUCGAGACUAGUUGAAAAAUUAGCGAGUGAUGGAUUUCAUAAUGAUUUGUUGUCUCUGGCAACGGCAACGAGGACAUUAGAUGGGUUAAACAAGUAUAUUACUUGUUUGUUUGAGCAUGGGCCACCAAAGGAAUUGUUGACUCUCAAUUGUGAGACGGAAAUUCAUUUAUCAGUAUUGACAGAAUUGCAUUCAUUAAUUGACAAUUAUGACACCCAUUAUCAAGGUUCAUGGGCCCAAGUUUUUGAAAUCCUAAAUACACCUUUCAAGACGAUAGCAUCAAAAGAUCAGAAUUUGCGGGAAAAAGUACAGCUUUUAGUGGAAAAAUCAUUUGAUACGUUAAAGUUGAUACUUGAUGAGUUUUUAUCGUCAUUGCCAUUUAAACAAUUCAAGUUUCUCAUUGACACUGUGGUUAAUUUUGCCCACCAAUCGUAUGAUCUCAAUAUUUCUUUCAGUGCAGUGAGCUAUUUCUGGCUCAUUAGUGAUUCAUUAAAGUCGAGGCUUUUGCAAUUUGAGGCCAGUGCAUCACAAAAGUUGGAAAUAAAGCUGGAAGAUGAACUUGUUGAAUUUAUCAAUUUGAAUGAUGAAUCUUAUCAAUCAUACAUUUGUCUUGAGAUCUACCUACUCUUUUGCUUGGCCAACUUGUCUAAACAAGAAACGAGUCGUGCUCAAGUAAGAGAUGGGGCUAUUCAAACGUUUUUUCAAAUUGUUGAUGUUCAUGGCCCAGCUUUGGAGCAAAGCUGGAGUGUUGUGCACUUGUUGGUAUUGCCAUGCUUAUUUAGUAUCGAUCCAGCUGAGAGUGUUAAGGAAUCGUUGGAAACGAUUCGAUUAUUAUUGGAAGGGUUCACUAAUAUGUAUCGCAAAUUUUUCAGCCAUUCCGAAACCAGUGCAUUUCAUGACAAAUGGCAAAUGAUUUUCGACUAUAUGGAAAAGCUUUUGUCGCAUAAGAAUAUUGAUAUAAACUUGAUUGUUUUCAAGUCUUUUCAGGAUUUGAUUGAUCCAUCGGCUGCGAUUGAUACAAGACAAAUUCGUAACGCAUUGUUCAAUUUAUGGAAAGGGUAUUCAAUUGAGUAUGAUUUGGUAAAUUCGAGUUAUCAAGACUCACUUGUGCAGUAUAUGCAAUGUUUCCCACCAUUGUACAGGGUUAUUCAAUCUGACUUGACGCUAGACGAAGUGAAUACAGUUGUUGAUAUUUUCAACAAGGGUGCCAGAUAUCCGGUGUUGCCAUUACACCAAUCAGAUGCCAACAAGUCUAGUAAAUUGCAAUCGACUAUAUUGACAAACAUUUCCGUAUUGGAUAAAAAUGAUGUUGGAAUACAAGCUGCUGUGGUGCAAUUGCUCGCAAAUGUGAUUGUGUAUCCAUAUGGAGUUCGAAUGAGGAUUGAACAAAAAUUUCAAAAUAAUGUAUUUGUACAAAAAAACUAUCAAAUCCCAACAUUUAUUGGUAUUAGUCAUUUGGGGUUGCAAUUGAUGAAGAGUAAAUUUGAUGAAUUUGGCUAUACUCGAGUAUUUACCGAUGAACAAAGUAUUAUCAAAACGAUAAAGGCUCUCAUUGAGGCUGUUGAGCGCAAGUUGCAAGGUAUAUCAAUGGCGAAAACCCCGCUUUGGAUUGAAGCUCAUGAUAUUUUGAAGGUGUUGAUAAAUGAGUUGAUCAAUGAAAAGAAGGAGGAUCUAAGUGAUGAACUUUGGUCGUUACUUACAAAGUCAUUGAUGCUUACCAUUGCUUUUGAUUCGGAUAUAGCAUCUGAUGCUGAUAUCAAAAUCACUCACUACCAAGAGUUGAGUGAGCUAAUUGUUCCCAACUUGAUCAAGAAAGAUAAUGCAUUGAUUUUGGAUUUGGUAAAGAGUGUUUAUGAAAAUUCAUACCUCUACAACCGCAAUAGUGAUGAAAAGGAUUUGAUUUUAAACAAUGUGACAGAUGAAAAAGUGGCCAUUGGUCACUUGACUUCGUUUAAAUUUGAUGAAUAUUUUGGUACAACUGAACAAUUGCAUGUGUUGCCUAAUACCAAGAUUCGAUUCAAUAAUUUGAAUGAGCUAUUCCGGUUACUGAAUCUUGACACCAAGUACAAGUCCUCGUGUGAAUUGUACCUUUUGAGAAGAAUCAGCUUUACAUUAAGAAGAGCAGUUGCUGAUUUGAAAUUGUCUGGAAAUAGACCUUUGCCACGAGUACAAUUGAAUGAGAUAUUGGUGGUUCUCGAGCAAAUGCUCCGCAUGCAACCAGCAUCGAACGCAAACGAACAACAGUUUAAGAAAUUAAAUAGGUUGUUGGUGUUGCUUACUCCAUUUGCCAAUAAGUUUGGUGACAGUAACAAGUCACUUCUUGCAAAGGUAUUGAUGAAGUUUUGUAUACAAGAUACAAUGUGUCGUAGAAUGUAA